This is a messenger RNA of Physcomitrium patens, 1329 nucleotides long. RefSeq names its product wound-induced protein WIN2. NCBI's taxonomy places the organism in Eukaryota, Viridiplantae, Streptophyta, Bryopsida, Funariales, Funariaceae. Gene Ontology annotation, molecular function: chitin binding. The record is from RefSeq and is a predicted model, not a curated record.
UGCGGGGAAUGCGAUGAGGUACUGGGAAAUACUCUGGACACAUUCUCGACGCUGCUGUUCCAUCUACGGGUGGGCCUCAGCAUCUCAAAUCAUAGGAUGACAUCAAGCACCAAUCUCACCCACCCACAUCCAACUCAGUCACGCCGACUGUUACUGAUUCUGUUUGACAUUAUAGCUUUCUGGGAGCACGGCAGAACGAAUCGAAUCAGCGGUAUGCUGCCAUCACUGUGAUCUGCAGCAGGGGAAUGCGUCAGAGCGGGGUCGCGAUUGCGUCACAAUGGAAGAAGUAGGAAUGCAUUCCAUCUCCGAGUAAGUUCCUAGCUGGUUCGAACCAAGCUGGCAUAUAUAGUCGGGCAGACCUGCUCUUCAAUAUGCAAGAACCACCCCUCAAAGCAAGUCAAGUGCAUCCAGCAACGCUUCUCUUUCAGAUUUCGGAACAUCCACAUCCAAGUUCAUAGAAGAGACACGAGGACUUUCAGGCGAUGGCUCGGAAACAACACAUGACGCUCUUGGCGUCCGUAUGUUUGCUCUUGUCCCUACUGCACCCGAUCGCAGCUCAGCGUUGCGGUAGGCAGGCCAGAGGCGCUCUCUGCGCCGGCGGCAAAUGCUGCAGUCAAUAUGGUUAUUGUGGAAUAUCACGGACUCACUGCGGGAGUGGCUGCCAAAGCCAGUGUCUUGGAUCUACACCCUCCCCAACCACGCCCUCCCCAACGUCUGAGAGAACUGGGAACGCAUCCUACUACACCCCGCCUUAUGUUCCCUCGGCGUGCUUCGGCUUCAAUCAAGCUCAAUUCCCUGCCAACCAGUACUUUGCAGCAGCCGGCGACAGCAGCAGCGCUAACCUCUGGAACGGUGGGAAAAACUGCGGCAAGAAGUUCAGAAUCAGGUGCGUGGGCAAGGGAUGCUGGGGCGGCCCCAUCACAGUUAGAAUUGUGGAUCGUUGUCCCAAUGGUUGCAGUAACGGACGGGCUUUCGACCUCUCGGCAAAAGCUUUUUGAAGACAGAAAACCGCGACCUUUGAUGUUCUUGAACAUGGAUUUGUAGGGUUUCUGUUCAUGCAAUUUUGUUUAUUAUUAUUAUUAUUAUUAUUAUUUAAUUUGAUUAUUGACAAGAAUGGGGUAAAGCCGUUGCAUUAAUAAAAUAAAAUAAAAAGGCAGUUACAGACUUCUUAAACCUUGAUACUUCUCUUGGGCUAACAUCAGAAGAAAAAGGGUUAGUAAUCGUUCACUUCAUGUCUGUAGUAUGAUUGCAUUUAGUGUGUGAACAUCUAAAUUUUUCUGUGGAAUACUAGAAUGCAGUCUAAUCUUGUUUCUUUCUAUCUAAGUUGUU